Molecule: messenger RNA, 2922 nt
Organism: Mugil cephalus (flathead mullet)
Lineage: Eukaryota; Metazoa; Chordata; Actinopteri; Mugiliformes; Mugilidae
Product: SHC-transforming protein 3-like
Exons: 14
Coding region: 882-2612 (576 amino acids)
Biological process (GO): intracellular signal transduction; cell surface receptor protein tyrosine kinase signaling pathway
Cellular component (GO): plasma membrane
Molecular function (GO): receptor tyrosine kinase binding
Source: RefSeq, a predicted model, not a curated record
CCACCGUGACAGUGCAAGUUGUCCUGCCUGCGUUUUGUUAUUGAAAGACGAUGAUCUUUAAAUCAGGAUUAAGUCCAGUAUGUAAAACACUCUUUAGUCGGCGCCCGAUUUAUUGCCCUGAUUGAAAUCAAGGGGAAAUGCAAAUGUUUCAGUAAAAUCCCCUUCCUCUUGCGUGUCGGGUCAUUUGAAUAAUACAUGCAUUGUGACGCGUUUUAUUAUGUAGGUGCUCUACGCCAGAAGAAACUACGUAUGAUUCAAAAUCCCAUUUACUUAAAUUAAGAGAGAGCAUUUAAACUGGUAAUGGAUUAAUAAUACACUUUAACCGCAUCUCUGAGCUGCAGCUGAUGUUGGAGGAGAGGAAUAGGGAACUCAUGUACUCUAUUGGCUCUGCCUCAGUGUAUAACUGCGCGUAUGUGUGUGUGUGUGAGUGUGUGUGUGUGUGUGUACAGCAUGAGUCACCCUGGCCGCCUGUGAUUGGCCGGUAGUUUAUGGGCGAGGGAGGGGAAAGAGAGCGUUAGGGGCCGUCUGUCAAUCUCCGCUCUGCUCCAUUCACACAUUCAUCUGCAUGCACCAUCACAGAGAUAACGGAAGUGAGUGAGAGUCUCUCAUUCAUAAAAAAAAAAAAAAGGAAAGGGGGGAAAAAAAGAAAGUUCAUUCAUAAAAGCUGCGUCGUUCUGCCGUGCCUCAGGAAGGCAAAACAAAAAAAAAAAAAAGGAGACAGAAGGGAGGAAAGUUGGAGGUGAAGCAGAGCUGGAAGCCUGGCGACUGGCUGAGAAAGUGUACGGGUCAGUAGGAUGGGACUGUCCUCAGCGUGACUACAGCGGAGCAGUCUGGACUUUAGACCACACAGGACAACCCCGGUCACACGCUGCUCCCUUAUUAUGAGAGAGGAAACCUUACCCAGUUUCAAAACAGGACUCCUACCAGGCAGCAUGCUGAAACGCACCAAAUACAGUCGUCUGCGCAACGACUCGCUGACAUCACUUGAGGAUCAUCCCCAACGAAAGCUGCCCCUGAAGAGAGAGCUUUGCCUCGACUCCGACUCCGCUCAGCUGGAUCCCGGGACGUCCACCUUGAGGGACGUCAUCCCCCGCGUGGCCAACAUCCGACUGCAGCGUCCCGUUUCCCUGCAAGCCCUGACGGGGCAGGCGAGCGCGACGGCUCGGGACAGGGCCGUUCACGGCGGACACUCCACCGUCAGACCCUCGUCCAGAGCGGAGUGGGGUUCGGGGUGCAACGACAGAUUCUGCAGCCGCCAUUCCCCCAACGUGUCCCCGUCUGCCGCCGUCCACCAGAACCCGAUUCACCCGGCUCUGCUAUGCACAAAGAGGCCCAUCACCUUGCACCGGAUGGCGAGCCUCCCCUGGACGCCGGGGUGUCCCCCUUGCCCGCGACACAGAGACGGCUUGUGCUGUCUGACCGCUUCCUCCGCAGUAGAUGUGUGUGCGGCGGCAGGGACGGCAAACAGAGUGGUCCACCACGACAUCAAGUACAUCGGCAGCGUGGAGGUUACACAGUCCAUGAGAACGCUCAACUUUGAUACGAGAAUGCAAGUCACGAGAGAGGCAAUCAGCAGACUGUGUGAGAGGACAUCCGCCAAAACAGCAGUGAAAAAUAAAAGGUCUGUAUGCAAGGGACUGUCUGCUGUUCUGGGUCAAAUCAACCUGCAGUUUUCUGGGAGCAGGGUCAUCCUCGCUGUCUCCACAGACAGCGUGACGGUGAUCGCUGCCUCCACCUUACAGAAGAUUGCCCACCACCCCAUGCAGGCCAUUUCAUUUGCCUCUGGAGGAGACCCAGACAUGGCAGAUUACAUCGCUUAUGUUGCCAAGGACAACGUCAAUCAGAGAGCCUGUCACAUCCUGGAGUGUCCCCCGGGUCAAUCCAGUGAGGUUAUCGACAGCAUCGGUCAGGCCUUUGAGACUCGCUUCCGCCAGUUUCUCAGCCAGACACCUCCACUCCUCUCCACCUGCCCCAGGUCAGCGGUGAGACUGUGUCACGAGUGGUGUCCAGACGAGACGAUAACAGAUCAAAAGGCCAAACAGGAAGCUGAGGUCAGCGAACACCCGAACUACUACAACGUGAUCCCAGGAAAGACGCCGCCGCAUGGAGGAAUAGAGGACCAGAGGAUCACGAAGGAGGAAUGCAAAAAGGACGCAGACACGCAAAAGGUCUGUUUGUCUCAUCCUCUGUCGUUGUACGAGAACUGCUCCAUCACAGAAGAAUCUCCGGCUCCACCUGCAGGCUCAGUGCAGUCUGACAUCAGGCCUGAAGAAUGUACUCCUCUGUCUGAGACCCAGCAGGACCUGAUCCAAGAAGAAGGCUGGUUCCAUGGCAGGUUAGGAAGAGAGCAGGCCGAGUCGCUUCUCACCUGCAGCGGGGAUUUCCUGGUCAGAGAGAGCAGCUCUGCCUCUGGUCAGUACGUGCUGAGCGGCAUGGAGGGAGCCACCGUGCGGCACCUGCUGCUCGUCGAUCCGCACGGACAGGUGCGGACCCGUGACCAAGUGUUUCUGAGCGUCGGUCACCUGGUGCGAUUCCACAUGGAGAACCACAUGCCCAUCGUUUCUGGGAGCAGCGAGCUGAGUCUGAAGCAGCCGAUCCUGCAAACACACUAACACGCACACAUUCAUAGACUGUACACAUGAAUGUGCACACGAGACUUGUUUUCUUCUCUCUUUUUUUAAUUUUUAUUUUAUUUUAGUUUUUUUUGAGCUGAGGCACAAUUUUAAACCUUUUGACAAUUUUGUCUACCUGAAAGUCAACGCGCUGGACAUAAUUUCCAGUAAAUUUUACACAACAACGUGCUCGGACGACAUUGUAUUGUUUGGCCUUUACAGAACGUCUGCUGUUCACUGGAUGUAAUAAUUUGCUGUCACGUGAUUUUUUCGAAAAAUGAGUAAAUUUCCCCGUCACCCGUUGCGCGCA